Molecule: messenger RNA, 1135 nt
Organism: Canariomyces notabilis
Lineage: Eukaryota; Fungi; Ascomycota; Sordariomycetes; Sordariales; Chaetomiaceae
Product: arad-like aldolase/epimerase
Exons: 3
Coding region: 134-1048 (304 amino acids)
Biological process (GO): pentose catabolic process
Cellular component (GO): cytosol
Molecular function (GO): aldehyde-lyase activity
Source: RefSeq, a predicted model, not a curated record
GGAAUCGGCACCACUGCGGACUUCCCCAUGUCAACCUAACAACACCCAAGUGACCCAACAUUUCCACACUCCGCACCAUACCUACCGCGCUUGCCUUUCAGGAUCGCGGGUCUGGUAUACUUACACAAUUACCAUGCCCGAACACGGCGACAUGCCCGAAUGGAACCCGUCGGCCCGCGCCGAGACGCCCACCCCUCCCCAACCCAUUGAGUGGAAUUCUCAAGAUGUCGAUGAAGUAAAACGCAAGCUCAUCACGGCCAACCACAUCCUCCACCACCAUGGAGUCGUCGACGGCUACGGUCACAUCAGUGUGCGCCAUCCCAGCCACCCCGACAAGUACCUUAUGUCCGGCUACCUCGCCCCGGCGCUUGUCUCGUCGCCGGAUGACCUCAUCGAAUACUGGAUCAAUGAUUCGUCACCGGUAUCGCCACAUGCCAAAAAGGGCUAUUCGGAGCGCUUCAUUCACGGCAUCAUGUACGCCAUGUACCCCAAAGUGAAUUGCGUAAUCCACAGCCAUGCCGAGGCUGUGCUGCCCUAUGCCACGAGUGGUGUCCCGCUGAUGCCCGUCAUUCAUAUGGCCGGGUUCCUUGGAAACAAUGUUCCCGUCUUUGAUAUAGGGGAUUCAUACUCGAGCUCUUGCCCCGACGAACAGCAGGACCUCCUCGUCCGGACUGCGAAGCUCGGCAUUCACCUCGCAGAGAAGUUUGUCAAAACUCCUAGGGACCCUAGUUUCGAAUCCCACUUUCCACCAGACCCUGACUACUCGGUCGUCCUCAUGCGACGACACGGCUACACAACGCAUGGGAGAGACAUCGAGACGGCCGUGUACCGAGCCAUCUACACAAAGAUCAAUGCCACCGCGCAGACCAAUUCCAUGAUUCUCCGGGGGGCGCUGCCUCCUGGGGUGAAAGCCAAGUUUGAAUUAGAGUUUCUGACCGACGAAAUGUGCAGAGGCUGCUCCAGAAUGAAUGAAGGUACGCACGACAAGCCGUGGAAGCUGUGGGUGGCCGAGGUAGAGAACUCAUCGUUGUAUACCAAUCGUGGAUGAGUCGAAGCAAACAUGGACUGCCAUAGGUAGAUCAGAUAGAUACCUACUAGUAGGCUCCUGGAAAAGUCACUUAACGUAGGACUCCAU